Messenger RNA from Rhinichthys klamathensis goyatoka, 696 nucleotides. It is a transcript of the gene sult3st1, whose product is annotated as sulfotransferase family 3, cytosolic sulfotransferase 1. Gene Ontology annotation, molecular function: sulfotransferase activity. The record is from RefSeq and is a predicted model, not a curated record. NCBI's taxonomy places the organism in Eukaryota, Metazoa, Chordata, Actinopteri, Cypriniformes, Leuciscidae. Gene Ontology annotation, cellular component: cytoplasm. Gene Ontology annotation, biological process: sulfation.
UUGUUUACAUACAGAACCAUUUUUUUUGCAGGUAGGCUUACAAUUUGGACACAGAACAUCAUAACAUUAAUUUGUGAGGACACAACAGACAAAAAAUGUCCCAACAAUCUUGAGAAGAUGCCGUGGUUAGAGUACCGUGAACCUGGCUAUUCCUGUGUUUGUCAUCAUUGCUCCUCAUGUCUUUUAAAUGACAGAUCAUAUGUGAUUAGAAAUUUAAAAGACAAUGUGUCAUAUUUCCUCUUUUCCCACAUCUGGGACAAAGUUGAUACUCCCAAGAGCUUUGAAGACUUUCACCAGCAGUAUCCAACAGGAAACACUGGCAGUUUAUCUUGGUUUAAUCGCAUCGAGAGAGGGCAGUACAACAUCCUUUUCCUGACACAUGAGGACAUGGUCAUCACGUUCAGGACAGCAGUGGAGAAAUUCGGCAUGUUCUUGGGAAAAAAUCUGGAUGAUAAUGCUGUCGCACGUAUUGUGGAGAUGGCCACUUUUAAAAACAUGAAGCAGGACCCAAAGGCAAACUAUGAAUUCAUCCCACAAGAUCUAUUACUUAAGCCCCAAAUCAUGCACAAAGGUACUGUUGGAGAUUGGAAGAACACAUUCACUGUGGCACAAAAGGAGAUGUGUGACCAGAUCUUCAAAGAAAGGAUGGAAAUGCGCUUCAUCUGGGACUUGAACACCAAGACAAAGCAAAACUAG